AUGAGGCGGCGACACGUCAGCCGACGCGAGAUGCUGUUUGUGUCUGCGCUGCCCGUAGCGCUAGCGGCAGCGGGGCCGAUCGGCGCGGCCGUCGCAGCUGACGGCGACAAACCUGCGACCGUGGCGACAGCACCGCCGCCCGGUGACAUCCCUUUCGUUCAAGAGCUGCUGGAGAGGUCGCGGGCCAACAAGGCCAAGUACGACGAGGAGCGGCUGAACGACUACUACCGGCGCAACUUCAAGGACUACUUCGACUUUGUUGGGGGCACACUGCAGGUGAAGAGGGAGGACAAGCUGACGGACAACGAGAAGGACAUUCUCAAGUGGAUUGAGGCCAACAAGUGA
Molecule: messenger RNA, 345 nt
Organism: Closterium sp. Naga37s-1
Lineage: Eukaryota; Viridiplantae; Streptophyta; Zygnematophyceae; Desmidiales; Closteriaceae
Source: the annotation of a GenBank genome assembly